AUGGGCCAACGUGCGUCAUCACAUGUCACAGAGACAACAACCAGCAGAUGGACAUUCACUGAUCGCGAUGCGUUAAUUGCCUUCUUUAAUGCUCGAGCACUGCGCCAAUUAAGUGCGGUAGAACAAUGGGCGUUUCACCAGAACAUUGGCAAGAACAUCGAACCGACCGAGGAGCUCGACCUGCAAGCGCUAGCCACCCUAUAUGGGGUCCCCGCUGAUGUACCAUGGUUCACGGAGGUAUUUUAUACUUUUGUAUGCCGACUCACAUCGUUUCCACUUAUGAACGACUGCAGUCCACCCACCUACAUGGGACUGCUCAAAGUAUGUCUGCUUUUUAACAAGAAAAGAGCAGCUAGAUACACUGCGCGGAAAUCGUACGACGUCGCGAGCCUAGUGCUGGCACUGCUAGCCCCACCGAGAGAUGCUUGCGAUGAAAAUGUGGACCAGUUUGACGGAGACAAAUUGAUCGACACUCUAGACGGCACAUUUAUCGCUGAGCUCGAGGUGCCUGCCAUUAAGGUCCUGCGUUUAUUCACCUUCCUAUUGCAGAUCCUGCAGUGUUGUGAUGGUAGUAAUACGACCCUCAGCCCGUCGAUGUUUGCAGACUGGGAGCAGUAUGAGCAAAUUUCACUUUGCCUUUUGCGGAGUCUGGACAGUACCAUUGUCUCGCGAUCCGAUGCGCGCUCCCGCAGUAUCACUUAUCAGCAGUUCGCAGGCGGACUAAGGAGUGUCUUUCCGAAUGUUUUUGAUGCUCUGGGGCUCUUUCUGGAGCGCCUGUUCUAUGUCAAGCGCGACACGACCAAUAAACUUCUAUAUACUCCGACUAAAGAAACAUCCACCAUUGUCACGAAUCUGCUACUCACACAGUUAUCAACAUUAUAUCCUCGCAUCAAUCUUUUUACUAGCAUGCAGCGCCUGUUUGUCGCGGGCGAUGCCGGCUUUUCGAUGUCAGUAUUCCAGGCAAAGGUGUUUAAGUGGAUGGCACCAACCAUCCUCUUUGUGAGCGGAACAAGAAUUCAAGAUGAUGAGAUCGUUUGUACCAAAAACAAAAGAUACAAAGCAUUCCUUCAAGACUACCCAGCGCUGAAAGAUGCCGAACAGCAGCUGGCCCUCUGCGAUCGCAAAAAACGCAACCUCAUAUAUGCAAUCUUCGUCAGAGACCCAUGGAAAAUCACAAAUAAGGAUCUCUUCGGCGAUAUGGACACCACAAUUAUCCAAUUGGCUCCGCGGCAGAAAAUAUUCAAGGCUCAAGAAGCCCCAAACAUCUAUUUUAAUGCGGUUGGUGGCGGGAUCGGGUUCGGAAGCUCGCAGCCUAGCGUCAAGCCCGCGGGGAAGAGGUACUUUCCUGGCAAUGUAUCAUUUACCGUAGACCCCUCUAUGGAGUUCGCUGUCUUCAGAAACGUCGGAGACGGAGGGAUGUUUUCACAUGGGUCGGCUGUGCCGGCGCCUGCAGAGCAGCCACUGAGCUACGAGCACCGGCUCAUGAUCAAGGACCUCGAGGUAUGGGGCUACGGAGGAGAGGAAGAGUUACAAAAGCAAAUACAGCGCUGGCAGUGGGAGGAAGCGGAGGCUACCAAAAGAAAGUAUAUAAAAACAAACGGCGGAAAUGAAGACCGCGCCCUUUUGGAAAUGGCAGGGAUUGUUGGACACUAUCAGAGUGGUGGCUCGGUUUAG
Eremothecium gossypii ATCC 10895 is the source of this 1674-nucleotide messenger RNA. RefSeq names its product Rtc5p (gene RTC5). NCBI's taxonomy places the organism in Eukaryota, Fungi, Ascomycota, Saccharomycetes, Saccharomycetales, Saccharomycetaceae. The record is from RefSeq and is marked provisional. The transcript has a single exon. Bases 1 to 1674 code for a protein of 557 amino acids.